Molecule: messenger RNA, 903 nt
Organism: Zophobas morio
Lineage: Eukaryota; Metazoa; Arthropoda; Insecta; Coleoptera; Tenebrionidae
Product: ribonuclease P protein subunit p30-like
Exons: 10
Coding region: 1-903 (300 amino acids)
Biological process (GO): tRNA processing
Cellular component (GO): nucleolar ribonuclease P complex
Molecular function (GO): RNA binding
Source: RefSeq, a predicted model, not a curated record
AUGGUGCUCGAUCGAGUCAACAACGAAGACGAGCGCCCUCAACACGUCGAUUUCGUGAGGAUGCAGAGACCUUCGAUGUUUAUCGAUGCAAACCUUCCAUUUCAAGGAGAAUUGCCUACCGUCGAAAGUAUUUUAAGACUAAUAGAAUUGGGUUAUGCAGGAGUUAGCAUAAACCAGAUUUUAAGGAAUUCACAACUAACUACUUCAAGUCCAGCAAUUCCAAAAAAGAAAAAAACAAAGCCUGACCUGGUCAGCAUUGAAAGUUUGAGGCUCUGUGACAAGGUAGCAGCUGUUAUCAAUAGGGUUAAAAAACUAACUGCACUCUCUCCGAACAAACAAUUUUUAAUUAGCCGUAGAAUUACUUUUGAAACUCACAAAGAUCUUCCAGCAAAUUUUUUGGCUGAAGCUCGAGAUAAUUUUGAUGUUGUUGCUAUGAUGCCUCUCACCGAGAGUGUUUUUAAGCAGUGUUGCUCCACUUGGAAUAUCGAUAUUAUAUCUCUCGAUCUUUCAGAGAGACUCUCUUUCUCUUUAAAAAAAGAGUCUGUUUUGGAAGCUGUAAACCGUGGGAUUUAUUUCGAGAUCCAGUAUUCUUUUUUAUUUAAAGACUCAACGGCCAGAAGAAAUACCAUAUUGAACGCAAAUGCACUGCUAAAGUUAUGUAAAGCAAAAAACAUCAUAAUUUCUAGCGGAUCUACGGAACUUUUUUUACUUCGAAAUCCUUACGAUGUCGCUAACUUAGGUUCACUGUUUGAAAUGAAAUUGGAAGAUGGCUUAUUUAGCUUAUCAAAGAACCCUCAGAAACUUAUUGGGCAAAAAAAAAGAACGACGCACUAUUACGAUCGUGUGACAGCACCAGCUAAGUGUAUAGAUUUAGAAAUCAUAGAUUUACCACCUUUGGAGUAA